This is a messenger RNA of Saprolegnia diclina VS20, 921 nucleotides long. RefSeq lists its product as hypothetical. Bases 1 to 921 code for a protein of 306 amino acids. The transcript is spliced from 5 exons. Lineage: Eukaryota; Oomycota; Saprolegniomycetes; Saprolegniales; Saprolegniaceae. The record is from RefSeq and is a predicted model, not a curated record.
AUGCCCCGCCAGCAGUUUUUGCACGUCUGUGCGGCGGCCGAUGUGGUGCUGGACACGUUUCCGGUCGGCGGUGGCCGCACGACCUUGGAGAUCCUGGCGGUCGGGACGCCCGUCAUUGUCCACGAGCCGCGGACGACCAUUUUGCAGCUCAGCGCCGCCAUGUACACUUUGAUGGACAUGCCCGAGCUCAUUGCAUACUCGGACGACGACUAUGUUGCCAAGGCGCUGGCUGUCGGACGCAACGCCACGUACCGUCGUCUGCUCUCGCAGCGCAUACUGGACCGGCACGACGUCUUGUUCAAUCAGUCGAGUGUCGUGGACGAGUGGUCCAAGAUGCUGCAGACGAUCGUGGCCACGCCGCCGCCGACUCCCAACAACCAGCAGCAGCAGUCCGACCCAGUCGUCUUUGGCAUCUACCUCUACCUCCAAGUACUCGGCGAGACAUUUGCGUUUCAAGUGCGCGCGUCCGAGCGCCACCGCACCAUGGACAUCGCCGCCAAAUUUGGCCAAGUGCACGAACUCGAGCCGCUCUACGUUGCGUUCAUCGAGACAGUGCUGUACAAGGGCGUCUCGCGGCUCGACCGACCCAUUGUCGCUACGUUGGUCGUACCCUCUCCAGGACUCGACCCCGACGAAAUCGUAGUCGACAUUCGCCUCGGCGAUGACAUUUGGCUCGCUGCUCAUUACGCCCUCUGGCGACACCGCGUCCCAAGCUCACGAGACGUGAUAGACAGCAUUCUGAACGAGUGGCGAGUCGUCGGGGGCCAGCUCGACACGACGUUGCAGUGGCGGGCCAUCCGAGACCGGUUCCCCGAGACCAACUACGUGCCGGCGCCCAUCCACGACAACUGCGUGACGCUCGUUCUCACAAGCUGCAAGCGCCUCUCGCUCUUUCUGCCGAUGACGACCGGCGCGUCAUGA